Molecule: messenger RNA, 1498 nt
Organism: Drosophila erecta
Lineage: Eukaryota; Metazoa; Arthropoda; Insecta; Diptera; Drosophilidae
Product: filamin-A
Exons: 3
Coding region: 233-1054 (273 amino acids)
Biological process (GO): actin cytoskeleton organization
Molecular function (GO): actin filament binding
Source: RefSeq, a predicted model, not a curated record
AAACAUUUGCCCCAUUGGAUGGGGGGAGAGCUCCGACAUCGGAGAUCGAGAAUCUGGCAGUUCGAGAGCAUUUCGCUGAGGCGAUUGAGAUGGAGAUGGAGAGCACUGAGUUCAGUCGGUCGAAGGAGCACGCCCCGGGCAGUCGCCAAUUAAAUUUUUGGGGAAAGUAUUUGUAAACUAUUUGUGUUUGUAAAGGAGACCUAUAUUCGAAUUGCCCAAAAAUAUCUGCGGCAUGUUCAAAGUGUCACAGGAGAUGCGUCUCAACACGCAGGCCGCCAACUCCUCCUCCGCCUCCGCCACCAGUUCGAGUGGGUGUGGCCUGGAGGGCAAUAGUCCGGAGGAGGGCGGUAUUUUUGGACGCUACCAGCGGACGCCCGAUGCGGAUGCCUAUCCAUCGGAAUCGCCGCGCGUCUAUGUGGCACCCGAGCUGACCGACGCCGGCAAGGUGCAGCUGCUCCACUUUCCCAGCGGAGCGCUGAGGGUCAACAGCCCGCUGGGAUUCAUCAUCAAGCGGAACGGGGUCAAGGGUAACUUCGAGGUGCGCGUCGAGGGUCCCAGUGGCCAGCCCAUCCAACCCGUGCGGCUGCAGCAGCUGGACCCGGAGCGCUUCCAGAUUGAUUGCCAACUGGCCGCCGGAGCGGGUCUCUACAAGGUGCACAUCAAGUGCAAUUCCGUAACCCUGCCCCGCUCACCAUUCAUCAUCGUGGCCAUAGCAGGUGCUCCCGAAUCCAUCGAGGGCAAGUCCGCUAAUUCUUCUGUGCCCAUCUUGGAUUCGGAUGCCAGCAGGGUACAGAGCCGUGGCCUGGGCCUCACCCAUGUCAGCCUGGUGGAGCGCAAUGAGUUCACCGUGGACUGCGGCCAAGCGGGGAGCAACAUGCUCCUGGUGGGCGUGCUGGGGCAGCGCGGUCCCAGCGAGGAGGUGGUGGUCAGGCAUCUGGGCCGUGGCAUUCACAGGGUGACCUACCGGGUGUGCGAUCCCGGCGACUACAUCCUGGUGGUCAAGUGGGGGGAGGAGCACGUACCGGGCUCCCCGUUCAGCUUAAGUGCGGAUUAGCCGUAGAAAACAAAUGUGCCACUAUAAAUCAGCUGACCUUGAUGGGGCGCUGCUACCACCCAUCGGCCGUCUCCUCAAUGGAAUCCUGCGCAGCUCCUCCGGGCGAUGUGCACCCUAAUGGUGAUUGCCGAUGAUAGUCUUAUGGGUGCUCCAGCCGCGUUCCUUGCCGCUCUUUCCCGCCACUAAUGACGUUCGCAUUUUGGAGCUGAUGCUGUCGGCGCCUCACAACCUAAUGAUGAUGACCGGCGAAUGUGGGUAAACUGAGUAUGUGGGGGCAAAUAGCAAUCUGUACAGCCGAGGUUGAUGCAAUAGUCAGUAGUUUGAAAAAAAUAAAAAUACAACGUAUUAUAUGUUAACAUGCAUUUACCAAUAACAAUAUAUUAUAGCUUAUUGUGCACUUAAAUCGAUGUAAUAAAAUAAUAUGAUUAUAUCUUAAAAUUACAU